Molecule: messenger RNA, 2397 nt
Organism: Physcomitrium patens
Lineage: Eukaryota; Viridiplantae; Streptophyta; Bryopsida; Funariales; Funariaceae
Biological process (GO): regulation of GTPase activity
Source: RefSeq, a predicted model, not a curated record
GCUGGGGCACCUGUCUUUCUUCGAACCCUACCUUCUCUCUGCCACCACCUGUCCUGCCCCGCAUUGUUACGCUGUAGAUGCCAAACUUUGAUACUUGGGUCAUUGCUUUCUUCGAUCUAUCGUGGUGCAUGUUCAUAGAGUACGUCUCGCAGAAUUCGAAGUCUUCUUGGAUCAGUUUCGCUUCUAAAAAUUGGUGGGAGGUUGGUCAGGUGGUUAGCGUUGCGGAGCGGGUUCUAUUGUGGGUAGCAUGGCGUGAGCUCGCUGGCUGGUUCAACUCAUGCACGUAUGACUUUACGAUGAUGUUUCCUGUUUUCCGUUCGGAAAUCAUAUCACGGGUUGUGUCGAUGACCUAAUUUGGGAACCCCGUAGGCAGCGCGAGGAUUUUCGUAGUUUACAGAUAUCACUUGAUACACCACACUUGUAGAAAUAAUGGCUGUUCAAACAGGCGGGUCGAGAGGUUUACAGUUAUGUGGUUGCAUCGUUACUGAUGAGCUCGAGGCCGUGGGUGCUGGGAAAACCAGAUGGCUUGACAACCCAGUCAUUCUAGUCGCCAUGACGCAAGAGCAUUUGGCUAUAGCCACUGACCAGGUCAUAAUUAUGCAAUUAACAUGGAAACAGCAGCAGGCAGAGAAAGAUACUAAGCCCUUUGUGCGCAAAGUUGGGAGCUGUCUAGAGCCCGAAGAGAAGAUGACUGCAAUGGAAUGGGUGGUGUUUGAUGGCGCGAGUCUGUUGGCUGUGGGGACUUCCUUCGGAGCUUUACUGCUUUUCUCACAAAAGGGCACUCUCCUAAUAAAGCAGUAUUUUCAUUCUGAUCCCGUUCUCAAGCUUCGAGUUAGAAGUGAGCCACUGGGGAGUUUGGGGAAUGAUUCUUCCGAGGAUCUUUGCCUCAUAUACCCGAAGGCGAUUGCUCGAAUUGAUGCUAUUGAUCUCAAGAUUUUAGGUCAUAAGAAACUGCGGGAAAGGGAAGGAAUGGAGGGGGAAGGGCUGCUUGGAUGGAAAGUUGGUGGAGACACACAAGACGGCGAGGCGCCUAUUAACCGGCUGCCGUUCCUAAUGUGGAAUAUCAAUAGGACGGCUGGAGCUUUGGCUUGUUCUGAUGGAGCAUUAGCUGGAAUCAUGCCCCCUCCGUUGUUGGAGCUGCAGGGAAAACGACAUUACUGUGCUCUAACUGUGGGGCCAGAUUGUACACUAGCAGCUUUCAGGGUAUCAGGAGAGAAACAGGGUAGCUUGGUGAGUGCGAUUAUAGACAAAGUGAUGCCAGCUAGUGUUACGAAAAUUUCGAAUUUGGCUAAACGAUUUUGGCAGAAGGACGAAUCGUCUGAAUCGAAUAGACCACUGGAAGUUAGUCCGCAAACUUUUUCAAGAGCUUCUGUUAUUACAAGCCUGAAGGACAACAUGAGGAAAGGCGAGAGGCUUGCAGUGGCGCCUGGUGGCUCUUUAGCUGCCAUUGCAGACUCACUGGGUCGUGUGCUUCUCGUCGAUGUGAAUGCUGUUGUAGUUGUUCGCUUAUGGAAGGGCUAUCGUGAUGCUCAUUGUCUCUUCCUGGAGGCGCCUGUGGAUGGAAGUGCGGACUAUGCAGAUCCACAAAAGAAACAUCUUUCUCUGAGACGGCAACAAUAUCGGUUAUGCUUAGCCAUCCAUGCUCCACGGCGAGGUGUAAUUGAGAUCUGGCAAAUGCGACAUGGAGGAAGAGUGGCUGUAAUUAGAGAUGGUGAGAGCUGUCGAUUGUUACAACCAGCUUGUCAGCUUCGAUCUGUCGCUUUGGAACUGGACACUAAGGACGAUGAGGAUGAGACAUUUGAGCCAGCACGAGUAUAUUUUCUACAUGGUGAUUCUGGAAGUCUUUCUUUGAUCAAUCCCUUCAUGCCUAUCAAAAAGAGGAUGAGUUGAACUGAAACUUCAAAGUUUGCUACUGUUUUAUUGCACUACACCAGGUUCCUGCGCUUCGACCAGGUGGAAGUCACUUCAACGUGUAAUUUAUUGAGCAUUCAUUAGAACUUUUUGCACCAUCAGCAAGUCGCAUGUUCUGAGUCUGAUCCGGUUUCUCUUCGGAAUACCACGCUCAAUGUGUACCGUCUGUUGGCUUUUUGAAAUCUAACCAUUAGCAUGCAUUAGCUCCAAUCCACAAGUAAACCUGAGGAUUGUGAGACAGCAAAAGUAAUAUGAUGACUGCUCUUUACUUCAUAUUAGCAGUGUUGUAAAAGAUGGUUAUCAGGAUAUCCUAUAAUUUGACAAGAAACUCUUUCUCCAUUUGCACAGUCUAGAACAGUUUAGGAAAUACCAGGAUUGGGUGAUUGAACAUUUUACAUUUCCACUUCUGUCAUUAUAUUCCUGACUGCCAUUACCAAUCCAACCAAAUGGCUUACUCUACAUUUUCUAUCUCUGUAUUUUACCAUA